AACCAGACACACAGAGAAAAGUGGCGAAGAUAUAGAGAGAAAGAUACAGAGAGUGACACUGUGGAAUCGCGAAUAGCCGAAUACAACAGUGAAAGCACGGCAAGGCGAGGAAGGGAGAAGGGUUUUUUUUCCCCCUUUCCAGUUUCCACCAUCGUUCUUUGCGGGUAUGUGAAUGGCUUUUGGAGCUUACAGAGGAGAAGGAUUCAGAGUGGGUUCGUGAUCGUGGUCUGCUCCGUACAAGGUUACAGAGAAGGAUUUCAGAGUGGUAAAUUGUUAAAAAGCGUUUUCAGUCAGUGGGGGGAGACUUGCAGUUGCUUCUUCUUCUUCUUCUCCUUUUUCCCCCCUUUCCCCUGUUUUUUCUUCUCUGCCCACUGUCCGAUUAAACAAGAAUUGUCUCUAAUGCUGUCUUUACUACGACUGCAUGAAAUCAGAAUCCCCGAUUUCUCCAUCACCACCACUCUCCGCCUUUUGGGUUAAUUAAUAGGGACGGCCAAAUCUUAGAUAAGCAGCAAACGAAAAAGCUUCCACUCUUCCCUCUCUCUCUGUAGGCAGAACUGUACUCUUCCCUCCCUUUUUCUGUUCAGUUUCUCUCCUUGUCUCGUUCAGCCCCGUUUUUGGUUAAUGUGCUGAAAUUUUGUAACCAAACUUCUUCUUUAGCGCUUUUGGGUUGUGGGGUUUUGUAGAAAUGUUUGAGAUUUUGUUGCUUUAACCCGAAAGGAGCAAUCUUUUCUAGUCUCUAGUCGUUUCCUCUGUUUCUUCUGCAACUUCCGAGUUCUGAGCAGAGAAUCGGUGGAGCAAAUGAAAGAGUUACUGGUGGAGAAGAGCUUGGAUCCACAGCUAUGGCACGCUUGUGCAGGUAGCAUGGUUCAAAUCCCACCUCUCAACUCGAAAAUCUUCUAUUUCCCACAAGGCCACGCGGAGCACUGCCAAUCCCCCGUCGAUUUCCCGUUUUCCUCCGCCCCUGCCUCCAAAAUCCCGGCCUCCAUCCUCUGCCGCGUCGCCGCCGUGAGGUUCCUCGCCGACCCGGAAACCGACGAGGUAUACACCAAGAUGAGCCUCGUCCCCCUCCCGCCAGACGAGGAGCUCGAUUUCGACGACGAAAUCGGCAGCGGAGUCCAGGAGAAGCCGGCUUCCUUCGCCAAGACCCUCACCCAAUCCGACGCCAACAACGGCGGCGGAUUCUCGGUUCCGCGUUACUGCGCCGAGACGAUUUUCCCCAGGCUGGAUUACACGGCGGAUCCUCCCGUCCAGACGGUGGUAGCUAAAGACGUCCACGGCGAGGUUUGGAAGUUCCGGCACAUCUACAGGGGAACUCCCAGGAGGCAUCUGCUGACUACUGGGUGGAGCACGUUUGUCAAUCAGAAGAAAUUGGUCGCCGGGGACUCAAUCGUGUUUCUCAGAGCGGAGAACGGCGAUCUCUGCGUCGGUAUCCGCCGCGCCAAGCGAGGGAUUGGCGGCGGCAGCGGGCCAGGAUGGUCCUCGUCUUCUUUCCCCCAAUCUGGUUGGGGCAUUAACGCAAACACUUGCGGGGCAACUGGGAUGGCGAACCCGUACAGCAAUUUUUCGGUGUUUCUGAAGGAGGAUGAGAGCAAGGCAGCGAGAAAUGGAAGCUGCGGUGGGAAGGGAUCGGCGGCGGCGACGAAAGUGAAAGCGGAGGAGGUUUUGGAGGCGGUGAGGUUGGCUGCAAGUGGGCGGCCGUUUGAUGUUUACUAUUACCCCAGAGCUAGUACUCCAGAGUUCUGUGUCAAGGCUUCUUCGGCUAGAGCUGCGAUGAGAAUCCAUUGGUGCCCUGGGAUGAGGUUUAAGAUGCCCUUUGAGACUGAAGAUUCUUCGAGGAUUAGUUGGUUCAUGGCUACUGUGGCUUCUGUUCAGGUUGCGGAUCCCAUUCGCUGGCCGAAUUCGCCAUGGCGCCUUCUCCAGGUGACAUGGGAUGAGCCCGAGCUGCUGCAAAACGUGAAACGAGUCAGCCCAUGGUUGGUUGAACCGGUUACAAACAUACCGAUGAUCCAGCCAUCAGCUUUCUCCUCCCCGCCAAGAAAGAAGUUUCGGUUCCCAUCAGGACCAUUCGACUUUCCACUUGAUGGCCAACUCCAGUUGCCGUCGUUCUCAGGCAACAACAACCCCCUUUCGUCCAGCAGCAGCCCAUUUUGUUAUUUGUCAGAUAACAGUGCACCUGCAGGCAUACAGGGAGCCAGGCAUGCUCAUAUCGGGGUAUCUUUAUCCGAUCUCCACCACAUCAACCACAACAAAUUCCAACACCACCCACCAACUGGGGCGCUAUUCCCGCCCAAUUUCCAGCAGUUCAAUCCACCACCACCACCAUCUCUACAUUGUUCCAGAAUCUCCGAGAGCAGCAAUGAGACGGUGUCUUGCUUGCUAACUAUUGGCAAUGGCAACUCCAGCUCUUCUUCAAGCCUAGAUAAACCUUCUUCUUCUCAAGAGAAGAAGAAGCAGUUCUUCCUCUUUGGUCAGCCGAUACUCACAGAACAACAAAUCUCCCACAAUCAUUCGAGCGAAUCCAUCUCGAGGAGUUCGUGCGACGAGAUGCAAAUCUCGUCGUUGGAGAAGCCCUCUACUGCUGGUGCAUGGAACCAGAGUUGUACUUCCAAUGGCGGGGCCCACAAUUGCAAGGUGUUCAUAGAAUCAGAAGAUGCAGGGCGGUCAAUCGACCUCACGGCCUUUGCUUCAUACGAGGAGCUAUAUACGAGUCUGGCACGCAUGUUUGGAAUGGAAAGAGCCGUGGUACUCAGUCACGUUCUCUAUCGGGAUACAACUGGUGCUGUCAAGCGAACCGGUGAUGAACCAUUCAGUGUGUUCUCGAGGACUGCAAGUAGAUUGACCAUACUGGUAAACCCUGCUGGGAAUGACAGUGCAUCCAGGACAUGGAUGACGCGGACUGCUGAAAGUGGACUGGAGGCUUCAAACAAGAGAGGGCCAUUGAGCAUAUUCGCUUAGAGGAAGAAGAAGAAGAAUUGAAUUGGAGCGUGUAGGAAGGAGCUGUUAUAAAUGUUAAUGAAUUGUUAAUGUUAUGUACCUAUGAAGCAAAGACGUUGACUGUGAUUUGCUGUGGUUGUGGAACAUGUUCUUCUCUUGCUGUCUUUCCGAUGCAGAAAACCUGCUGUAUUGUAACUACUGGAACUUGCUCU
Linum tenue is the source of this 3146-nucleotide messenger RNA. The record is from the annotation of a GenBank genome assembly. Lineage: Eukaryota; Viridiplantae; Streptophyta; Magnoliopsida; Malpighiales; Linaceae.